AUGGCGAGCGAGGUGCAGGCGAAAGGAGACGGACAGCAGUACCAUGGAUCCAUUCUGGAAAUCCUCACAAUCGUUCUCGCUUGUGUUUCGGUCCUGGUGGUAACAGUGCGUGGAGUCGCGAGACACCGAAUCAGUCGGAUCGUCGAAUCUACCGACAUCUUGUUGCCCAUUGCUUUGGUGUUUUUACUGGCACAGACCGUGUUUGUACGCUCGGCCAUCUCGAAUGGCCUCGGUCGACAUGUCGACACGUUGGAUGCGGAUCAGGUAUCAACAUUCGAAAAGCUCAUCUACGCCGCGAAUCUCCUUACCCGACUUGUACUCGCCUUCGGUCAAGUCAUUGUAGUAUUGAUUAUCAAGAAUGUCGAGCCACCACGGCCGGUCCGAAUUGGCUGCAACUGCUUACUUGGAAUCAUUGUCAUAUACUCGGCGCUUGCGCUGGCUAUCCUUGCUUUCCAAUGCUCCCUUCCAACGCCAUGGUUAGUGGCAGACGACCGAUGUGUCGACCGACAAACAUUCUUUACGUCCUUUGUCAUUGCUGACAUCGUCAUCGAUGCCGUCACGCUCAUUCUACCCGUCAUAAUGAUUUGCAGAGCAUCAACCACCCGCGACCAAAGGGUCUUUGUAUGUUUGCUGCUUGGCUCGAGGGUCGUUCUGCCGCUAGUCGCAGCUCCUCAACUCUACCACCUUCGACUCGUGAUGGCUUCCAAGGAUCUGACAUGGAACAUGGUCACUCUACAGACGUGGGUGCAGGUCUCGAUGAACCUGAGCAUCAUCACCGCCUCGUUACCUUCCUUCGGCAUGGUCAUGUGGGACCUCUGGGCCUUCGGCUCGAGUCGCCUCCGAGCCACCCGAUCCGUCAAGAGUACCAACACGUCCCGAGAUUUCGGGCACGAGCUAGGCUUCGAGACAAGCCCGCCACGGUACGAGUACGCGGCGUCGGGAAAGUGGGAAGGUCUCGACGAACCGGGUCCGGUCAUCUGCGCGCCCGAAAAGGACCGGGACGACGACAACUGGAGCGAGCUACUCCUCAGCAAAGUCCACGAGAUAGGAAGCGUCGAGUCGUACGACGCGGUCAUUGACCAUUACGAAAAGUCAGAGCAUCCCGACGAGAGCGAGGAGCUGCGGCAGCAACGCUACCACGCCCCUGCACCUGCAUACACCCCGUCUCGAAGAAGGUACCGCAGCAACCACCGUCGCCGCCAACCAGACAUAUUGUCGCCCGUGAUUGAGCGAUCGCCGUACAUCGGCGGUGCGACGACACCUCGAAUCCCUGCUUCGCCUUCACAGCAUUGGGGAAAUUUCCAACAGCAACGACAGCAACAACACCAGCAGCAGCAACAGCCGUACCUUCCCAACGACAACAACAAGAACGACGACGACGACAACGUCGUCCUCAUCCUCCCGAAUCCUCCAUAUUCUCCACGCAUGGACUCUCCCAAACCGCCGUCGUACGCCGCCAGUUCGCACUACGACGACGACCGGUCGGAGAUUGAGCCCUCCGAAUUCGACGUCGACAGCUACUACUUUGGCAACACGAACUACCUACGACAGUACGAUCCGCACAGGACGGAUCUGUUUCUGCAGAGCAUGAUUGAUGAUUUGCAAAAGGAGAACGCCCAAGUCGAUCCGUCGAAACGGUGGGAACAUGGAUGGAUAUGA
Messenger RNA from Exophiala spinifera, 1659 nucleotides. RefSeq lists its product as uncharacterized. The transcript is spliced from 4 exons. The coding region runs from base 1 to 1659 and encodes 552 amino acids. The record is from RefSeq and is a predicted model, not a curated record. Lineage: Eukaryota; Fungi; Ascomycota; Eurotiomycetes; Chaetothyriales; Herpotrichiellaceae.